CGUCGAGAAAGCUGGGAAUCCGCUCUCCACUCCGCACACCACCUCUUCAUACAUUUCUCUUUUUCCCUCAAUCCUCAAUCCCGCCACAUCGCCCACCAUGGCCGCUGCUAUCAAGGCUCUCAACGCAAAGAUCCGCUCCAACCCGGCGCUGGACUACUUCUGCUCGACCCACUUCUGGGGCCCGGCGUCCAACUUCGGAAUUCCGCUCGCUGCGGUCAUGGACACGCAGAAGGACCCUGAAAUCAUCUCGGGCCGCAUGACCGCCGCCCUGACGUGCUACUCGGCCGUCUUCAUGCGCUACGCCAUGGCGGUGCAGCCGCGCAACUGGCUCCUGUUCGGCUGCCACUUUGUCAACUGCUCGGCGCAGGCGACGCAGGGCUACCGCUUCUUGAACUAUUGGAAUUUCGGCGGCCGGGAAAAGGUUCUCGAAGCGCAGGCCAAGUCCGGUGUGCAGCAAGCCAAGGACGCGACAGUAGAUGCGGCGCAGAAGGUCCUGGGCCAGAAAUAAACGGCAUCGCACAAGACAGCAAAUUGACAUCACUCUCUCUGCCCCCUUCUCCCUUCAUCGAUAGACGCAUACACACAUACGCGCACACACGCACAGGCAAAAAUGAGAGUGACAGAGUGAAUGAGAGACUGAGGAGAGGAGGGGAGGGACGGAGGGAAGUGGAGGAAGUAAGGCAGCGAAAGGGAAGUGGGUUCUAAGACCUUGCUCAAGGAGCGGCAGGUAGGCAGGCAGAUGCGUUGGGGUGGUUGCAAAGAACGGCCCCGUGUAUAAAAAGACGUACUGUAGGUAGCUGAGCAGCGAGCGCGACUGAACUAAGAUCAGGUUAUAAAGCAGUUCUUCUCUUCCG
Messenger RNA from Aplosporella prunicola CBS 121167, 854 nucleotides. RefSeq lists its product as uncharacterized. Gene Ontology annotation, biological process: pyruvate import into mitochondria. NCBI's taxonomy places the organism in Eukaryota, Fungi, Ascomycota, Dothideomycetes, Botryosphaeriales, Aplosporellaceae. The transcript has 4 exons. Gene Ontology annotation, cellular component: mitochondrial inner membrane. Bases 98 to 508 code for a protein of 136 amino acids. The record is from RefSeq and is a predicted model, not a curated record.